AUGAGUUCAUCACUAGCGGUGGCCAAAGCGGCCGAAGUGUGUCCUCUAUUACUGUUGCCGAUGUGUGGCAAUGGUUAUGCCACGGAUGUGCUCGACAUGACUCAGUCCGAACAGAAAAGGGUUUAUAUUUUAGAUUUAUUUAAUCCAAAUAUAUAUCCGGGAGAUAUGAAGGCACAGACAGCCAUCGAUCGUCCCAUUCAUUUGCCCCAUAGAGUUAAAGAUGAAGAUCACAUAAACGCCACACUCACUGCAGACCAUUUUAAACCAGAUUUGAUUAUCUAUAACGCGGGCACUGAUAUACUAAAUGGUGAUCCAUUGGGUAGACUUCGAAUAUCUCCGAAUGGAAUCGCAAAACGCGAUGAAAUAGUCUUUCGUUACGCCAAAGAACAUGACUUUUCAAUAUUAAUGUUAUUAAGCGGUGGAUACCAGAGGAAUAACGCCGAAGUAAUCGCUAAUUCAAUACGUAAUCUGUUUGAUAAACACAUUAUUGAUCCGAUCGAUGAUCGCCACUGAAAUGGCACUCAAAGAGUGGUUAAUAUUUAGCUUAAUUUAAAACAGAAUUUGUUUUUAUAAUUUAUUGUUAAUAACUUUUAAUAAUUUAUUGUAAUUAUGCAAUAAUUUAGUGUUUUAUUUAAUGCC
Molecule: messenger RNA, 639 nt
Organism: Medioppia subpectinata
Lineage: Eukaryota; Metazoa; Arthropoda; Arachnida; Sarcoptiformes; Oppiidae
Source: the annotation of a GenBank genome assembly